CAGCAUUCUUCAAUUUCACUAACUCUGUAGUGAUUUUCAAGACUCUCCAAUUAUUCUUGGGAUUACAGCAUAUGAAGAAAUCAGAAUUUGUCCUAAGUGAAAGCUCUAGAACAGGUAAGAAAUGAUACUGCUGCCAUUGAAGAUGUUGAGAACAUGAUUUACAGAACGGUGAGGUUUCUCCCAUGGAUGUGGUGAAAAGACAAAGUUCAAUACAGCAUCACUGAAGAAAAGAGACAAGAACAACACCAUGAAGCAGGAAGCACAUCAUCCCAAUAGCACAUACCCACAUACCAGUUUUGCUGCUAUCUAUGGCAACCGUAUCGGAGACUUCCCUGCUUAUCAAAACUUCACUUUCCCUUUCAACUUCAGCUACAGUGACUAUGAUCUGCUCUUGGAUGAUGAUGAUGAUGUGACCAAGACUCGCACUUUCUUUGCUGCUAAAAUUGUCAUUGGUGUGGCACUGGCUGGCAUCAUGUUGGUCUGCGGUAUUGGCAACUUCAUUUUCAUUGCUGCUCUCAUCCGUUAUAAGAAGCUGCGGAAUCUCACCAAUCUUCUCAUUGCAAACCUGGCUAUUUCAGACUUCAUUGUGGCCAUUGUUUGCUGUCCAUUUGAGAUGGACUAUUAUGUGGUGCGCCAACUAUCCUGGGAGCAUGGCCACAUCCUCUGUGCAUCCAUCAAUUAUUUGCGCACCGUUUCCCUCUAUGUUUCAACUAAUGCACUCUUAGCUAUUGCUAUGGACAGGUACCUUGCCAUUGUUCAUCCAUUGAAACCUCGGAUGAAUUACCAAACAGCAACCUGUCUCAUUGCUUUGGUGUGGAUCGUCUCCUUGGUCAUUGCAAUACCAUCCGCCUAUUUUGCAACCGAGACUGAACUGUUCAUGAUAAAAAACCAAAAGAAGUUUUUCUGUGGACAGAUUUGGCCAGUUGACCAGCAGAUGUAUUACAAAUCCUACUUCCUUUUCAUCUUUGGUGUCGAAUUUGUUGGACCGGUCUUCACCAUGACCCUCUGCUAUGCCAGGAUUUCACAGGAGCUUUGGUUUAAAACUGUGCCGGGCUUCCAGACAGAUCAGAUCAGAAAAAGGCUUCGUUGCAGAAGGAAAACUGUCCUGGUGCUCAUGUGCAUCCUAACUGCCUAUGUUCUCUGCUGGUCACCCUUCUAUGGCUUCACAAUCGUCCGUGACUUCUUCCCCAUUGUCUUUGUGAAGGAAAAGCAUUACUUGACCGCUUUCUACAUAGUGGAAUGCAUCGCCAUGAGCAAUAGCAUGAUAAAUACCAUGUGCUUCGUGACAGUCAAGAACAACACCAUGAAAUACUUCAAGAAGAUUAUGCUGCUUAGGUGGAGGUCCACCUACUAUGGAUCCAAGGCUAGUGUAGAUAUGGACCUCAGAACCAGCGCAAUGCCCAUCACUGAGGAGGUGGACUGCAUUAGACUAAAAUGAAAUCUUGACAGAUAUUAGUCUCACAGCCAAGAUUCUAUAGCCUCAUUCACUCACUGCUUUGCUUUCUUCUUUUUUUCAAUGUGUCAACAUUUACCAGGGAAGUUGCUGUCCAGCAGAGCACAG
Messenger RNA from Ahaetulla prasina, 1561 nucleotides. It is a transcript of the gene PROKR1, whose product is annotated as prokineticin receptor 1. The transcript has 3 exons. The record is from RefSeq and is a predicted model, not a curated record. Gene Ontology annotation, cellular component: membrane. NCBI's taxonomy places the organism in Eukaryota, Metazoa, Chordata, Lepidosauria, Squamata, Colubridae. Gene Ontology annotation, molecular function: neuropeptide Y receptor activity. The coding region runs from base 248 to 1438 and encodes 396 amino acids. Gene Ontology annotation, biological process: neuropeptide signaling pathway.